AUGGAGACAUCAAGACAAGACUUCUCGCCAGCAUUAAGUCAAACGGCUCGGAAGGAGGUCGAUAGCACCCGUCUUAUGCCUUCAUCGAUCCCGCAGCCUAGGACGUUGCAGAGUCGAAUACCCCAGAACGCUUCGGCCCGAAAGCUGCCCGGCCAGAAGUCUUUGGCGAGACCUCCUCUAACCCACGAAACGCAGUCUUGGUCGACGAACCCGGGGCAAUUGUCUACACAUGUGCUGAAAUCUUCCACGUCAGCUGCACGUGGACAAAGCGACUCAAGCCAGCCUUCCCGAGUUGCCUUACGUCGGAAACCAUCAAGCCUAUCUAAGGAGCCACCAAGCACACAGAGCCAGUCUCGUUCAAGCUCCGGGAGAACGGGUUCAUCCUCUUCGAUUCCCAAGUCACAGACGACCGUGGAUUCUAGCGCUCCUUAUUCGGAUCGGAGCAUUACCGCUAGCCCCGUUGAGAUCCGAACAGCGCAGAAAUACGAAUUGCCUCGGAUGGCUAUGCAGCCUUCUGUAGUAUAUCCGGAACUGGACCGCUAUCGAGAUAUUGAAAUCCCCGUUUCGAGAGACGGACCGAGCCUAGAUCUGCCAUUCAAGCUCGCAACGGAAAACCUGCCACCGCCAACACCGCUCUUCUCCGGUGGGAGCAGUCAUAGCCAGCUAAGCACCUUCAGCGCUAGCCCUUCCACCAGGUUUUCCGAGUCGCCGGGGCCGGGGCCCUAUAGCCGUGACACAACCCCAACCUCAAUGUCAUCACAGUCCCCUGGGCUAAUCGCACCGCAUCGCCUUCCUGUUUCUAGAGCUGGAAGGCAAGCAAGUCCGGCCGAGACCAGACCACCUGUAACCAGGAGAAGAGCUGGCAGCAUACCAAAUGAAGGUGAUGCUUUUGGCACUGACUCACAUGGCCUCGCAGCGGUACGGGAAGUAUUAACAUCUUCGUCAUCAAAUUCUACAGUACGUCCGGACGACAGGAAGGAGAAGAAAGUACGCAGAGGACCACUUCCCACACCAAACCCGCCUCCUAGAAAAUCGUCCCAGAAUUUCAAGAAAGACAGAGUGGAGGCCGAGUCGUUGUCGAAAGUCCCUCGGAUGCCUACGCGGACUUUGUUAAGAUCGCCAUCUCCAACCAAGAAAUCUGAUUCGGCUCAGGAAAGAGCCCAGAGAGCUGCGCCCACGUCUAGAAUUCGCCCAGCACCACCCUCAAGGCCUAGUAGAGACGGAACACCCAACCUCUACUCUCAAUUUGGUGGCCCAAUUCCCAUAAUUCAGAGCAAUCUCUCUACAACAAGCCUUACGGACAAACGACACAGUGGCCAGCUAAUACCCAGUUCGUUACCGCGGUCAAUAACGCCCUCUGCUCAGGACCGCUCGGUUUCAUCAAAAGGCCCUGUGUCUCGGGAGCCUACACCAGCGCCACGAUUGGGGGUUCCGAAAACCACCCAACCAAGCCAGAUAGAAAGGGGCAAAGCCACUAGAACGCCUAGCCCGGCCACCACGUUCAAAACACGGUUUCCCCUCUUCGGACGACGAACCAAGACGGCUCCGGAAGUACCACAAGCGGAAAAGAAAGACAAACCAAGUCGAAAAGGUCCAGCAGCUGGAACAGGCCAUGAAGGAUACGGCAGACUCGGUGCGGUCAGAAGACGCAGCGGGAUGCCAGGCCCAGUUUCUCCAUUAGACAGCACCGCGAGCCCCCAGUCAACCGACCAGUUUUUACUAGAUCGAAUGAAUCCCGUGAUUAUCGCCGGCGGUGAAAUUGUGGAAAAUCGCAAUACAAGCUUUGAAUUGACAAGAACAGAAAGCAGCCAGAGCGCCAUUUCAAGCCGUCCAGACAUCGGUUCCCGCAACAACUCGUUUGCAUCAGUGUCUUCGAGAGAAGAGACGAGGCAAACUUUAUGGCCUUCAGCGUUUCCUCGGCCAUCCGCGCAGGCUCGUCGUCCUUCUGAGAGUAGCGAUUCGGAAGCGGGUCCGAUGGGAUCAACCAUUGCGUUUCGGAGGUCAAUUCAACGUCUUCGAUCCCCUAGUCGUGCCCCUUUGAAGUUACCAGCACCCAUCAUAACCACACAAAUGACAUCUCCAUCAGUGGGGAGCGUGGAAACCAGCACCUUUACCGACGACUCUCUGCUAGAAUCCCGGCCAGAUCUUAGCCGUUCGAAGGCCGAGCCGAAGGCUGGACCAAAGAAGCUAACAAAACGUGCCAAAUCACCUCGUAAAUGGAACCUAUUCAGUAGGUCCCAGAGCCAGCCUUCAAAGGACCGUAAGAAAGUUGAGGCGAGUGUGUCAGCGGCAGUAAAGCCUACGAAGGGCAAAUCGAUUGCAUUUUACACCAUGAUGGAUUCUUCCGAGCAAGACGACACCGAAGACCAAGAUGUUUGUGACAUUUUGAGGGAGGCAGAGGUUCUGGUUCCCUUUAUGCCUACAGGCGAACAUAGUCGAAAUUUGUCCGAGAGUAGCCAGUCUAUUCUGGAAAUACCGUCCAGUCACCAGCUACAAACCGAGAAGACUGCCUCGGAGCCAACGAAACAAAACUCGACUUUUGCCAAGGAAUCGCCAAGACCUUCGAUACCAAAGUCGCGGAACGCAACUCCCAACGCCUCAUCUUCAGCUACUCCUAAAGUCCGUCCAAGCAGGCUUCCCCAAGUUGGUAGGAUACCUAAAGUUGUCACUACCCGCCCAGAACAAACAUCUCCCAAGAGUUUCUCCCGGCCCUUCCACCGAGUCAGCUUGCAGAUACCACCCCCUGACCUAAGUCAUGUUGACCGAGACUCUGUUGCAAAAGGCCCAAGUCCACCUAGACCCUGGUAUCCAGAGCAGACUGAGGAAGAGCCAGCGGAAACAACGAGUGGCUUUGAUCCCCCUACUCAACAAGGAACACCUAGUGGAGAUGUACCCCUUGGGCUUGGGCUCGGAAAGGAAUUUCUUUCCUUCCCGCCUCAGAAGGAUUCUGAGUACACGACAAGUUCUGGAUCCGGUAGCUCAGAAUUAGUGAAUGUAUCUACCCAUACAGCGUUACCCCCAGCGCCGAAUGCCCCACUUACUGAAGAUGAAAUCUGGGACGAGUAUAACGACUUUUUAGGCGAGACACCGCCGUCGGCAACCUCUUCCCGGGGCGCCCCUUUCCAUCUGGAAACUUAUGAGUCCAAGCUGGCGAAGAAGUCGAGUCGGGUGCCCGAAUCGCCUACCAUCAUAACCCAUCACGCCAAGGGCAUCCGUGAUUCUACCGAGACUGGAAAGGCUGCUACAUCGUCGAGCCAUUAUAGCGCCGACAUGACAGCCAGAAUAAACGCUGCCUUCAGAUUCGGUUCUGAUCCGCCAGCUACGCCCUUCUCUGUCUCCGAGUUCGUAUCUGGAUAUGGUGAUCGCGAAAACAGCAACGUUCAGCUAACCAAGACCUCUGUUUCUUCCAAACGAGAGAGUUCUUCCUCUACCAAAAGCUCCAAGACUAAAAGAAGCUCUAGCAGUAGUCGUAUUAGUGAAGACUCGCCUCUUUCCCAGGUAAACCUUCGGGUCGGCUCAAUGACGGUCAGCAAGUGGCUCUCCUUUGGUCACGUGCUAUUUAGUCCGGUCCGCGAAGACCUCAUCAACGACGACAGCUCACUGAAACGCCAGUCAAUACUUGUCAUUGACGGACUUGGGAACGAUGACUGGUCCUUUUAUGCGGCGGAGACAUAUCCUACCGCAACUUUCUUCAACUUGUCCCCACGUGCGCCCUUAACACCAGAGCAACAAUCAACUCCCUCGUUCCCCCUCUCGCCACCUAACCAUCACCAAAUCCAAUUCGCCUCGUAUAUGGACAAAUUUCCUUUUGGUCCGGACAGCUUUACGGCAGUCGUGUUCCGGUUCCCUUCCGCAGCUCCGGAAGCUCAUUAUCGGAAUAUUAUUUCUGAGGCGCGCCGUGUCCUCAAGCCCGGUGGAUAUAUCGAGUUGUCUAUCCUUGACGUGGAUUUGAACAAUAUGGGUACCCGAACUCGACGUGCUGUACGCCGCCUGAAGGAGCGAGUCAGUGCACGUAAUCCCGACUACAGCCUCAGCAGCACAGCGGACCUCAUCCUCCGCCUCCUCGGUAAAAAGGGGUUUACUGACGUUAAGAAAUGCCGCGUUGGCGUGCCCGUGGCGAGUGCGAUAACUAACUCUUCUGGUUUCAAAGGGAAGAAGAAGGACGAGAGGAGUUUGGCAGAGAUGAUGAAUGACAAGACCGAAAUGGGCGACGAAAAUAUCACGAAUAUGGUUUCCAAAGUCGGACGAUGGUGGUACAACCGAUGCUACGAGACUUCCACUGGAAUGCCUACUAGCAUAUGGAACGAUAAAUCACUGUUGGCCGAAUGUGAGGAGUGGGGAACGAGCCUCAAACUUAUGGUGUGCCAUGCCAGAAAACCCGAAGCAGGAGGGCGAGUUGCAAGUAUAUGA
Annulohypoxylon truncatum is the source of this 4410-nucleotide messenger RNA. RefSeq lists its product as uncharacterized. Lineage: Eukaryota; Fungi; Ascomycota; Sordariomycetes; Xylariales; Hypoxylaceae. The coding region runs from base 1 to 4410 and encodes 1469 amino acids. The transcript has a single exon. The record is from RefSeq and is a predicted model, not a curated record.